UUGUUAGAUUAUCAGUUAAGACACGUACAGCCUMCCAGAUACACAAGAUGCAAGUUGCACUCAUCGCUCUGCUCUGCUGCCUGCUCGGCUCAGCCCUGGCCAUGCCUCAGCCCGAGAAGUUGGACGUGAGCAAGGCGUCGGCAUGGACCGAGCGUCCGCCUUCGGGUCCGCCACCAGAGCAGCGAUUCCUGCUGGAUGGUGGCUACAACAAGGAUAAGAACGGCCGGGAUGUCUGGGCCAUGGCUCAGGUGCCCGUCUACACCAGCGACAACAAACGCCACGAAUUCGAUGCCGUCGGCAAAUAUGGCCAACAUCUGGGCGGRCCCUACGGCAACAGCCCGCCCUCCUAUGGCUUCGGUGGCAACUACAGAUUCCGGUUCUAGAAUGGGAAUAUAUCAGCAAUUUGUAAAUAUUUGUGUAAACUAU
Messenger RNA from Drosophila arizonae, 426 nucleotides. RefSeq names its product diptericin A-like. Lineage: Eukaryota; Metazoa; Arthropoda; Insecta; Diptera; Drosophilidae. The record is from RefSeq and is a predicted model, not a curated record.